Messenger RNA from Magnusiomyces paraingens, 1176 nucleotides. RefSeq lists its product as uncharacterized. The transcript has 2 exons. NCBI's taxonomy places the organism in Eukaryota, Fungi, Ascomycota, Dipodascomycetes, Dipodascales, Dipodascaceae. The record is from RefSeq and is a predicted model, not a curated record. The coding region runs from base 1 to 1176 and encodes 391 amino acids.
AUGGAUUCGGCGUCUGUGCGGGAAGAAGCCAUGGGGGUCCUAUUUGAACCUGGAAAAAGAAUGGCUCGUAUAGAUCCUGAAAUCCUAGAGCCCGCCGACCUGGGGCGAGUGCUCUCAUUUUACCAACGUCUUAAUCAUAUUGGUUUGCGCAUAUCCCCAAGCCCUGAGCUUAACAUUGUAUUUGCGAUGACGCAAGCUAUCUCAGUAGGAGUUCCAGGUCCUAGUUAUUUCGCCGGGCUUACCAGCAGUGAAAUUGAAACCAAAAUACAAGCUACUGUUACUGAAGCUUCCAAGUGGGCCUCUGUAGUGGAGCAAUAUUUCUUUAACAACCCGGAUGGCACCUUUCACCGUGACCUUAUAUUAGCAGUGCUGAAUAACAACAAGGUUUCAGCAGCUGCUCGCGAAGAUCCUCAGAGUCAUCUCUGGGGGAUUACCAAGUUUGUCGACAUUUUCAAGUCAAGAUCUGGAGGAUGGAGCCCCUACAUAUUUGAUAAUGACGGCGGAAGCAGUGAUUAUUCGCCAGUUGCUUUUCUUCCACCUGCCAACCAAAUCGCCUCUGUGGGUGAAACAAAUCUUCCAAAUGUUCUCGAUUCUGGAAAUGCUACUGGUCACCUUAUCUCAGACAACAGCUACUUUGUGUCGUAUGAGAAAUACAGCAGCCCCAAAACUAUCAGCUCCUAUGGUGGUUCCGACAUCGUGUUAGAAGGGGAAGGUAAAAUUGCUGUUGUAUUAAAAGGUGACGGUGGCACCAAUAUUUGCCAUAUUGCUGACGCACUUUAUUUUCCUGCUGGGUCUAGCAAUUUGUUUUCUGAUUCUGUCUGGCGCACGCACGAUGUUUCUUUUCAUACGGUCCCAAGUGGGGAUUGUCUGGCCUAUUUUGGUGAGGAAAAGGUUGGUAGGGUUGGCGGUGCCAGAGAUGCCAAGUCUCACAUUUGUGCCAACAUUGUUCCGGUAAAGUUUACUAGGAAUAUCGUACCUCCAACUGGAUCUUUCAAGUUCUCAGGAAAUUCAAUUGACUGGGAUCAGAUUUGCAGACAAGGACCAGAAGCUAUGAGGAAGGUUGAUAAAUCAGCCUUCGCGGUUGGAAAGGGACUACCUGUCCUUUCACAGUCUCUCAAAUUUAUUGCAAAGGAGGCCGUGUUGAAUUCGCAGGCACUUGACUGUGUUGAACUGUGA